This is a messenger RNA of Acaulospora morrowiae, 378 nucleotides long. Lineage: Eukaryota; Fungi; Glomeromycota; Glomeromycetes; Diversisporales; Acaulosporaceae. The record is from the annotation of a GenBank genome assembly.
AUGCCUCUCGCUGUUCCAGCAUAUAAUCUAAUUAUGGAUGAUCUUGAGGAUUUGCAAGGAAAAGGUCUGUCGUCAGUAAUUGAGGAAGCUAUUAGAGUAUCGCUUAAUAAAUUAAGAUCUUAUUAUGCCAGAAGUGAUAGUCCUAUGUAUGCGGUAACUACCUUAUUAGAUCCAAGAUUAAAAAAGGCAUAUUAUGAAAAAAAUAAAUGGGAUAAAGUUUGGAUUGAUUGGGCAAUUGUAUGUUUAAAUGAAGUAUAUGAUAGUUAUGAUGAUAUUGUAGUACCAAAUACUGAUACUUAUAGCGAUAUUUCUCUUGGCCGGGUUUUCAAGAAUCUUCACUCUGAAAACGAAAUUGAUUUUUAUUUAAAAGUUCUGUAG